Malaclemys terrapin pileata is the source of this 7538-nucleotide messenger RNA. It is a transcript of the gene TFDP2, whose product is annotated as transcription factor Dp-2. Gene Ontology annotation, molecular function: RNA polymerase II transcription regulatory region sequence-specific DNA binding; DNA-binding transcription factor activity, RNA polymerase II-specific. Gene Ontology annotation, cellular component: nucleus; transcription regulator complex. Lineage: Eukaryota; Metazoa; Chordata; Testudines; Emydidae. Gene Ontology annotation, biological process: regulation of transcription by RNA polymerase II; regulation of cell cycle. The record is from RefSeq and is a predicted model, not a curated record. The transcript has 13 exons. Bases 255 to 1598 code for a protein of 447 amino acids.
UGCUGCGUAGGGGGCAGCCCCGCUCAGUCCCCGGCUGUGGUGUCCCCCUCCGCUCGCCCUGGGGCUAACGGCCGUAUUGCCCUUCUCCCUGGGGGCCUGCCCGGCGCCCUGACGUGGGGCCACUGUCACGGGGAUUCAUCUCCGCACCGAGAGCCCUGGAGACAGAGGCUCUGGUGCCUGACACCUGAUGUACAUUUUGAAGAUGAAAAAGGAUAACUUAUGGUUUUACAGAAUAUAAAGAAAUAUUGUCUGACAUGACGGCGAAAAAUAUUGGUGUAACUUCCACAAAUGGAGACCUGAAAGGAUUUAUAGAUCAGAACCAGAGUCCAUCAAAAGGUAACAUUUCAGUAAUUGCAUUACCAGUUUCCAGCACCAAUUCCCCCGCUAAGAUUUUGCCAAAAACCUUAGGACCAGUAAACGUGAAUGUUGGACCCCAAAUGAUCAUAAGCACACCACAAAGACUGACCAAUUCAGGGAGUGUUCUGAUUGGGAGUCCAUACACCCCAGCACCAGCAAUGGUCACUCAGACGCACAUAACAGAAGCCACUGGCUGGAUUCCAGGGGACAGAAAACGGGCUCGGGAAUUUAUAGAAUCUGAUUUUUCAGAAAGUAAAAGAAGCAAAAAAGGAGAUAAAAAUGGAAAGGGUCUGAGGCAUUUUUCAAUGAAAGUAUGUGAAAAAGUCCAGCGAAAAGGAACAACGUCCUACAAUGAAGUAGCUGAUGAACUGGUAUCAGAAUUCACAAAUUCUAAUAGCCACUUGAGUACAGAUUCGCAGGCUUAUGAUCAGAAGAAUAUUAGGCGGAGAGUUUAUGAUGCCCUCAAUGUGCUGAUGGCAAUGAACAUCAUUUCAAAAGAGAAAAAGGAAAUCAAAUGGAUUGGCCUUCCUACAAACUCAGCUCAAGAAUGUCAAAACCUAGAGAUAGAGAAACAGAGACGGCUAGAACGAAUAAAACAGAAGAGAGCCCAGCUGCAAGAGCUACUAUUGCAGCAAAUAGCAUUCAAAAAUUUGGUACAAAGAAAUCAGCAAAAUGAACAACAGAAUCAAGGUCCUCCAGCUUUGAACUCUACAAUACAGCUCCCUUUCCUAAUAGUUAACACUAGCAAAAGAACUGUUAUAGACUGCAGCAUAUCAAGUGAUAAAUUUGAAUACCUCUUUAAUUUUGAUAACACGUUUGAGAUUCAUGAUGACAUUGAGGUGCUGAAGCGAAUGGGAAUGUCCUUUGGGCUAGAGGCAGGCAAAUGCUCAGCAGAGGAUCUAAGAACUGCAAAAUCAUUGGUGCCAAAAGCUUUAGAAAGCUAUGUCACAGAUAUGGCUACAGGACUUCCAUGGUUGAACCAGGGGUUACUUUUAAAUUCAUCUCAUUCAGGUUCAACUUUAGAAGCAGCUGGCGGUACCUCUAUUUCUAAAUCAAGUGGAAAUCCAGGAUUGUGUCUGGAUGCUGAAGUGGCCUUAGCAACUGGACAGUUCCUUGCCCCUGGUAGUCAACAGUCCAGCAGUGCAACAUCACGUUAUUCGGAGUCACGAGGAGAAACCCCAUGCUCAUUCAAUGAUGAAGAUGAUGAUGAUGACGAUGACGAUUCCUCUUCCCCAGAAUGAAGACAGGAGAAAACAGAAUAUACAAGAUGCUGCUUUUAUGUGUUUUUAGUGUGAGCUCCUGGUUUUCAUGAUGUAACUUCAGUUUCUUGCCUUUGUUUGCACUGUGUUCAGUUAAACUAAAUGGAAACUUGCACGCAGACACACACAAAAAGCACCCAAAGUUAAGAGACAGAUGGAAAACUUUUUAUAGCUGAACACAGUGUGGUAUACUGCCACAGAGCAAACAAAGCGUUUCAACUGCAACCAAGGAAAAAAGCAAAAUCCCUGAAGAUUUAGCAGACUUGCUAAAUGCACAAGUUUAUUUUUCAUAACUUGGGACAUUGCUUCUCCAGUUUCUCUCUUCCUCCUCAUUUAUCCCACCCAGAAUGAAGAUGAUUAUAGUGUUGUCCAACAGAUGCUGAUUCUUACAUUGUCUUUAGGCUUUGCUACCUUUUUUUAAAAAAAAAAAAAAAAAAAAAGCUAAAAUAGUUUUAAAUAUCUUAUGUAUUAAAACCAUUAUGGAGAGGGGCUAUUAGGAUGUUUGUUCUGUUCAACUUGCUGUACAGAAGAGUCUUAAAGUAAUAUAAAAUGCAAGUGGCGAAAUUAAUCUUGAACUAGAUGAAAUCCAUUUUAGAUAUUUUAAAGAAUGAAAUUAGUAUAUGUCUGUUGAAGGGUUCAUAUUUUUCCAUUAUUUUAUUCCAUUGAUAUUUUGGGCCUAAUUUAUUAUAAAUAACUGAUUGUUAGCCAUUACAUAGAGUCAGGAUAAAAAUGGUGGUGUUCUCUACACCAACACUAAUUUUUUUAAAGAAAAAAUGUUAGUGAAGAAAAUAGUGUUAAUAAGUUGUCUGAUAGUUUAAAAAUAAAUUCUCCCUUGAAUAUCUACACAGACCUUAACCUACUCUAGAAAACCAAUGGAAUAUAAUAGCAAAAGAGUUUCUUUCUAUAGUAAGGACUUCAUACAUUUUCAGGCAGUGUUUUAAUUUUCAAGGGACACAGUCACAUAAAAUAUUAUUUUAGGAACUAAACUUUUUAAUUUAAGAUUCUUGUGAAAAUCUAACUUUUCACUAUUUAUGCAGUUUGACUUUUUGCAUUUCACUCAGUUAGGAUAAUGAAAACAGACUAAUCAAAUUAACUUUUUGUUUUUAGUUAAUUCCAUUUUCCAACUGUUCUGCACUAACUGAUACCAUGCUGGCACUGCAGGGGAACAUUUAACUCCAAACAACUGUUUUCACAGCAUUUUUUUAAAAGGAAAAAUGGAAUCUGAUUUUUAUACUCUGUCAAGUUAGCAAAAAUAAUUCUCACACUUCAGAAGUAGGCAUUGGGGUAGUAGUAAUUUUGCUUUAAUAUCACCCAAAGGAUGUUCACAAUCAUGUCAACCCAAAAUGUUAGUAAAUUGGGCCUCUUUAGUGAAUAAAUUGCACCUCUGUUUACUGAAGGUCACAUUAAUGGAAAAUAUUUAUUUGCAGUUUUGGAAGAGGUAAAUGUCUAAACUACUGGAUUUUAUAUUUGACUCCAUUGUGACCAAAGAUGCUGUUAAAUAUGUUGAGUCACAGUGAAGUUAUUGCAUUUAGUGGAAUAUAACAACAACAAAUCAUACCAGUACAAUGGUUAAAUAUAGGGGGGGAAACUGUUUAAAAAUGUCUUUAAAGGGCUGAAUUAGGCUCCCAAAAUCUCAGAGUUGAGUCCAAUUCUAUAUUUAGCAUCACAACUUGGUGCCUAGAAUGUCUCCGAACAGAUAUUUUUUUAAACAUUUAACACUUAAUACCAAAACAGAACAGGUUGACCUGAAAUGUUUUAAUAUGCAAGUUUAAACUAGUCCCAGUUUUUACUCUUUUCAAUAUGCUAAACCUAAUUAAUGAAAUGAUAAAUUGAAAUAAUUCCUUUUUUAUCUUCAUAGUCCAUGUAAAUAUUUUAGGUAUUUCUAAAUACCCAUAUUAGCUGUUAGACCACAAUGACUAGGGCUGUUAUUUAGUUAGGAGUUUACAAAUUGCCUGCAUCCCUAUUGAAGAUUUGUUGCAAUCUGUCAUGUUUACACACAUUUGGAGGAGAGGUGGCUAGCAAAGUUAUAAGGAAAAUUUUCCUCUAUGCUUAUCAAACUACCUGCCAAUCUGCACAAGACCGGUGGGAUAUCCCAUGAACAUAGGUCACAAAGACAGUUGGGUAGUAAUGUCCUCUGUCUUGACUCAUGUUAAUAAUCUAUUCUCAGAUUAUUACUACAGUAACUACCACUUGAACUGGCACUGUAAAUGUUGGGUCAGUAAUAUCUGAUGGGGGCAGGUUAUUUCAGUGGUGUCUCUUAGCUUGGAGACAAUCCCUUUGGAAAGUGGUUUCUCUGUUUAUGAAACCACUUAAAAAAAAAAAAAAAGUCAGUGUGUUGUCCAGGAUCCACCCCAUCCUACCAUCCACCAAACAUUGCCGCAGGCCUUGGAAAACAAGGAAACCCAUAAGCACCACUUUAAACACUAGCCCAAAGAGAAGCACUAAUAAUUUUGCUUUAAUGAUAAAAAGGCGACAAAAAAUAUUCUUUUCCAGGAGCUUGGCAUGCUUGCUCCAGUUGAAGUCCAUAGCAAAACUCCCAUUAAGAGUACACUGCACUACUACUCGCUUUUGGCAAGUACCAUGGCGUAGCAUCACCAGCCUCUCUGCUGUAUUUUAAUACCAGAAAGUAUUUAGCUUUAUUAACUGGUCUGCUUCACAAAUGGAUCUCCCACCGCUGAAAAUAGUUAAAUCAUACAAAGGCCAAAACAGAAAACCAGUUUUGAGACUUCAAAAGGAAGUUGCUUGAGAUCCUAUGUUCCAAGUUCCAAUCCAGAGGGAAUUUAACACAGGCAGUUGUGGUUUUAUGGUUACAUUAAAGUCUGGGAACUGGUCCUCAUCCAGGUGGAGAGUCACUUGACCUCCUUUUUGUCUGAUUAGGCCUGCUGCAAAAUUGCAGGACUGCACCAAAAACUGAUGGUGCAUCUCAACUGCGCUUUAAAUGGAUCUGAAUUAAAAGGAGACUUCAAAUUGCGGAGCACCCACAACUUCCAUUGAGUCAAUAGGAGCAAUGGGUGUUCACGCCCUCGAAAAGGCGCUUUAACUCUGAGUGGCACCAGGAAGCAUUCCAUAGUAAUGUGAUCAUUAACAGCUUGACUGGUUCUCUCAUCUUCGGUUUAGUUGCCAUAUUGUGUGAUACAGCUAAUACGGCCAUUGUUAUCUGGUGAUAGGUAGCAAUUAAACUUUAAGCAUAAAGAAAAUUGUGAUAUGAACAUUUGAAAAGUGACCUAGUGGUUGAGAGUGCUUUUUUGUUGUUUUGUUUUUUGUACUGCUAUUCUGGAUUAUUUAAAUGUUUAUUUAUUGGGUAUGAUUUACUAAAAUUAUUUGAGGAAAUACAUGAAGUAAUUAGCUGUGACCAAUAUAAUUGUGUGUAUACAUUUUAAAUCUAUUGCAGUAAACAUCUUUACAUAUUAAACAUCUUAUUUUAGGGAUUGGGGGCUUUUUUAAACUUAGGGAAAGAGUCAAUAAAACCUGCUAGACUGUACCACAAAUAUCCCAAAAAUGUGUGUGUUUCCAGGAGGAGGAUGGAGGGUAUUUCUACUGUGUGGAAGUUAGCUCUAACGUUUACUGAAUCUGGCCUUUAAUGAUUACACUACAGUUGUGCCAGUUUUUUCAUUUCUGCAAGGCCAAAUGUUGGUUCUACUGAAGUCAGUGGCAAAAUUAAUCUACUCUAAGAUCUCAUCUGUAUGAGAGUUAUUCCAGUUUAGCUGAAGGUGUGCUUUUAAACUCACUUACUGAAACCAAAAUAAAAAUAUCCACAGAGGAGUUUGCACUGGUUUAAGUGUGGCUUAUUCUGAUUUAGGUUGCAGAGAUUCCUAAUAGACUUAAAUUAAACUGCAACAAGGCUGCUUUAAACCUCACAGAAGUUUGCAUCAGUUUAACUAAAGCAGUUCAAAAUCAGACCUUUAAGGCAUGUCUACACGUACAACGCUGCAGUGAUACCGCUGCAGCGCAUCUGGUGAAGACACUCUAUGCCGAUGGGUGAGAGCUCUCCUGUCAGCAUAAUAAAACCACCUCUAUGAGUGGCAGCAGCUAUGUCAGUGGGCGAGCUUCUGUCCAUACUGACACCUAUGUUGGUGUAACUUAUGUCAUUCAGGGGAGUGGUUUAGUCACACACCCGAGCGACAUAAGUUCUGCCAACAUGGGCUGUAGUGUAGACAUAGCAUUGGUUAAAUUGGCACAACUUUCUUGUAUGGAGAAGUUGUUUGCAGGGUUGAUGUCAUAAUAUUAGAAAGACAAAGUGGGUGAGGUAUUGGACCACUUUUGUGUAGAGCUCUGUGUAGGUUGAAAGCUUGUCUCUUUCACCAACAGAAGUUGAUCCAAUAAAAGAUAUUACUUCACCUGCCUUGCAACAAGGUGUGAUAGAGUUCGAUCCUAAAUAAUCACUGUUCUCAAAUAAGUCACCCAUAAAAAGCUGUUUUAGGGUAGAAUCUAUCAUUUAAGGACAUAGUUGUCAAAUUAUCUUUAUUUUUUUUCCCUCCACACUACAGUCUUAAACAAAACCACCUCUAAAAUGUAUUCAUUACAAUCUAAAAAUUAGAUAAUGGUCAUUUGAAUAAUUAACGGGCACUUUAAAACUGAAAAUAUCCAGAGACAUUUUAAAAACACUUUACUUUACUUUUAAUUAGUCUAAAAGCCAAACUACCCUGAUUUAGAAAAAGUAAAGCAAGUAAUUGCAGGAUACAUUUAACAUAGACUAAACCAGGGUCAGUAACCUUUCAGAAGUGGUGUGCCGAGUCUUCAUUUAUUCACUCUUAUUUAAGGUUUCGCAUGCCAGUAAUACAUUUUAACAUUUUUAAAAGGUCUCUUUCUAUAAGUCUGUAAUAUAUAACUAAACUAUUGUUGUAUGUAAAGUAAAUAAGGUUUUUAAAAUGUUUAAGAAACUUCAUUAAAAUUAAAUUAAAAUGCAGAGCCCCCCCGGACCAGUGGCCAGGACCUGGGCAGUGUGAGUGCCACUGAAAAUCAGCUUGCGUGCCGCCUUUGGCACACAUGCCAGAGGUUGCCUACCCCUGGACUAAACAAACCAAAACAAAAAUGGGCUUUCAGUCUUGACCCAUGCAGUUGUGCCUUGUAAUUACAGAUGUCUCUUAAUUGCAUGAUCCUACUAUACACUAAAUGCUGGACUAUCCGGAUACAGUGAGACAGGGCUAGGACUAUCUUUGAGCUUAUUUAACUUUGUCCCUCUUUGGAAUUAUACAUCAUGAUCACAAUCUAGAAAUGUCACUAUCUUUCUGGUUAAUCUAAGCUUCCUUUAGUCAGAAUAAGACUUCGGGGGCACUUAAUGCUCUUGCAACUGUCCCAUGCCUGGGAUGUGAUGAAGCCAAAGGCCUGUUGCUGUUAUUUAUUUAAGAGGAGAGAUCCCCUCACUAGGUGAAGCAACAUUCAUUAUGACAUUAUUAAAAAUAACUUCAAAACAGUUGUUUAGAACAAAUUCCCUUAUCUGCAUAGUUAAUAGCAGAAUUUUAAAAUUGAAAUUACUCUUUAGUAAUAAUAUUUAGUAGAGCUGUUAAUUAAUCGCAGUUAACUCAUACGAUUAACUUAAAAAAAUUAAUCGUGAUUAAAAUGAUUAAUCGUGAUUAAUCACACUUAUAACAAUAGACUACCAAUUGAAAUUUAUUAAAUAUUUUUUGAUUUUUUUUAUAUUUUCAAUAGAUUUCAAUUACACCACAGAAUACGAAGUGCACAGUGCUCACUUUAUAUUAUUUUUGAUUAUAUACACUGUAAAAAUGAUAAAAGAAAUAGUAUUUUUCAAUUCACCUCAUACAAGUACUUAAGUGCAAUCUCUUUAUCGUGAAAGUGUAACUUACAAAUGCAGAUUUUUUUUUGGUUACAUUUAGAGCCUACAAGUCCACUCAGUCCUUAUUCUGCCAAUCGCUAAGACAAACAAGUUUGUUUACAUUGACAGGAGAUAAUGCUGCCCGCUUC